ACUCAGGAACGACACCGUUAGUCCCAGUAUGUCUAGGAAACUCUUCCAUAGUAGUGCGAUAUAGUUAGCAUCGUAGCUAGUCCAUGGAGGUUAAGCUGCUUAUACAAGACUAGAAAGCUCGAGGAGAUUAGGGCUUAGGCGGCAUCAUCGCAAAUGCCAGGCUUGUGGAUUCGUCUAAUGCUGAUUAGCAAUUCCAAACCGUCGGCCCUCAACCUGAAGAGUAGCCACAGACAGCUAAAGAUUAAUCGUAGGCCGGAGUAUACACAUACAAGCUGUAGGAGUUCUUCGAGAAGGGAGGAGAGACUGUAAGGUGUCACCUCCAAAAAGACAGCAUUAACAUCCAUGACGGUCGACCAGUGUUGGAUAAAAUCUUGGGCUGGAUGCGUUGGCUCUGUUGAUGUCUAACCAUUUCCGUCAAGUGCUCACGGCAUCGUCAUUUCGAGGCCGUCCCGUCGAUUCACAUGGCCAGAUAGCUACGGCUCGCUGCAGCUCGCGACAGCCCGCGAAGCGCUCCAGGGGUUGCCGGUUAGGCCUGCAUGGAUCCUUGCAACGUCGCAGGCGACAUUUACGACAUGGACCCCGGAGAGCCCGAGGUGGUGAGCACAGUACCGCUCUACAACUUCGAUAACAAAAUCAUCUGCAACCUGGCGGCUGACACGUGGCCUAUUGACAUCAGCGGCCAGAUGUGGGUGCUGCAGAAAAGGCUCACGCCGCGAGUGGAGCUGCCCUCCCUGCCGUCUCUGCCGCACUUCCGAGUCUAUCCCGAGAGGAGCUCGUCCACUGCGGACUUCAACAACUGGGAGCAGCUCAUUCAAGUGCUCAGGACUCGUGGACGGGUGGGUCUUGUCGCAUCAGAUGGAGGGCAGUACGAGUUCGGCCUUCUCCCCAUCUCCACUCCUCCCACCGCUCCUUCCCCUUCCGGCCCCUCUGCUGCUCCUCCCCCCACUCCUCCCCCCACCGGCCCCUCUACUGCCCGGGCAUACUACGCACGGCUUCCUGCCGGCAUUCCCCGCCGCGCUCCCCGCUUAUCAGGCCAGAUGUCACCUGCACAUGCACAUGCUCAGAUGCCACCUGGACAGGCACACUCGCAAGUGGCGUCAGCACAGGUGCAACCACAAGCAGCACCUCCACAAGCAGUUGCUCAGGGGCAGGGGCAGCAGUGGCGGCAGGGGCAGCAGGGGCAGCAGGGGCAGCAGGGGCAGCCAGGGCAGCAGGGGCAGCAGGGGCAGCAGCGGCAGCAGGGCCAGGGGCUGGGGCAGUGGGUGCUGGGACAGCAGGGGCAGCAGGGGCAGGGAUGGCCAGGGACGCAGGUACAACCAGGGCAGCUUCCACCUGGUUGUGUGCGCCAUCCACGAGCAUCCCCGACGUCUGUGCAACAGCACCACCAACAACCAGCAGCAGCACCACCACCACUGCAGCAGCAGCAGCAGCAGCCGCCCCUUCCAGCAAGGGCUGGCCGGCCCCACGCUCCGGGGUCACCGAGAGCUUGUUCCCAGGCGCUGCAAAACGGCCGUGCUUCACCCGGACCACAGAGCUUCCCUGGUUUCACAGGCUCUGGGUCCUUCUCCAAUCGUCCUGCUCCCUCCGCUCCUGCCUCCGCUCCUUCUCUCCUCCCUGCUGGCCUCCCUCUUGGUUCGACUAUUGGCGGUCCUGCUGCUGCUCCUGCUGCUGUUCCUGCUGCUGGUGAUGCUGCCCAGUCAGCAGCGCCUCAAGCACCUCCAUUGUCCACGUCAGCACCUCCAUUGUCCACGGCGGCAAUAUCACCCCUUCCGCCUCCUGCUCCCCCUCCUCCUCCUGCUCCUGCUCCUGCUCCCGCUCCUCCUGCCCCCGGCAUGCAUCCCCAGUACCUGGUUUCUCUGGCGCACACCCACCAGCAGUGGGUGUUUGGGGGGCUGGCUGAGCUCAUAGACAACUCGAUGGACGCUAAGGCGCGCAGGUUGGACAUCAAAAUCAGCAUGGCGAGACCCCCCCCACGAUCAGCAGCACCAGCACCAGCAGCAGCAGCAGCAGCAUCGCCCUCUGCAGCAGCACCGGUAGCCUCCAACUCCUCCUCCAAGCCAAUCCCCUCCCCCCUCCCCUCGGAGCCAAUCCCUGUGCUGCACGUGUGCGACGACGGCAAGGGCAUGGACCAUCAAGAGCUGGUGCAGAUGCUGUCGCUGGGCCAUGAGGUGCCGGACGAGGAGCACCCCAACCACAUUGGGAGAUUUGGUGUUGGGUUCAAGACCGGCACAAUGCGCAUUGGGAAUGAUGCGUUGGUUCUGACGCAGUCAAGCGACAGCCGCAGCAUCGCCCUCCUCUCGCGCUCGCUCAACCAGGGCCGGCAGGAGCUGGAGAUCCCCAUAGUCACCUACCGCCGGGUGGCAUCUGGGGGAGGCGCUGCUGGGGGAGGCGUUACUGGGGGAGGUGGUAUUGGGGGAGGUGGUUCUGAGUGGCAGCUGGAUCUGCGGGUGCAUGCAGAGGAGGAGGCUGAGAGGCGGAGCAGAGCUAUCUUUGACUUCUCGCCCUUCGACAAGCCGCGGAUCGACCACGAGUUCCGAAAGUUGGAAGAAGCCAGUUCUCCUACCGCUGCUGCUGCUUCUACCACCGCUGCAACCACGGGCACUGCGCCCACCAGCACGCCACCCACCGGCACGCGCAUAUAUGUGUUCAACCUGAAGCGCCUCUCCCGCCCCGAUGCGGCGUACGAGCUGGAGUGGGACGACAGCGCCCAUGACAUCCUCAUCCGCACGCGACGGCCCCGCGCCCGCCCCAACCAGCUCUGCCAAGACGUGCCCAUAGACUACUCCCUGCGCGCCUACCUGCGGGUCAUGUUUCUCCACAACCCCACAACCAUCACUGUGCAAGGGGAACCAGUGGAGGGCAGCGUGGACAUUACCCAGGGCUUAUCCCAACCACUGGCCGUCACGGGGAAGGUGAUGGGGCAGCCGGUGGCGGUGCGCAUGGGCAUGGACGAGGGGGAGAGGGCGUGUGGCCGGUGCGGGUUCUUCCUGUACUGGCACGGGCGGCUCAUUGAGGCGUACAAACGGGUCGGACGUAUGGAGUACUCGGGAGAUGCCGGGCUUGGAGUCGUGGGGGUGGUGGACACAACUGCUCUCUUUGACGCAGCAGGAGAACUGGGAGUGCUGAACUGCAAGCAGCGGUUUGCGGAGGGGGAGGAGUAUCAAAGGCUCAAGGACUUUCUAGCCGACACGUUUAACCAGUACUGGGAGGACAACUUUGACAAGGAUCGCCCCACACCCUACAUAGCGCCAGAAGCAGUGCUGGAGGACCACAGGGACUGGGUGCAGUGCGACAAGUGCGAGCAGUGGCACGUCCUGCCACCGAACAUCUCGUCUGCGAUGCUGCCCGAGAACUGGUUCUGCUACAUGGACCCUAUACGAGGCACGUGCAACGACCCUAACUACGUCAGACCAGCUGAUAACGAGGUGACCCUUGGGAUCUCCAGACGCAAUGCCACUGUUAUUGCUGCUGAUCGUGCUGGUGCUCGUGGUGCUGCUGCUGGUGGUGCUGCUGCUCGUGGUGUUACGCUCACUGCUCGUCAGCACCCCACUAACACACUUCGCACACGUUCCACUGCUGCUCUUCACGCGGUUGGCCAUUCCGCUGUGACUGAUGCUGCUUCUGCUUCAGAUAGCAAUCGCCUCCUUGCUUCCCCUGCAGCACCUGACAGGAGUGCUGCAGGUAGAGCCACCGCAACCGGAGCAGGAGCAGGAACAGGAGCAGGAGCAGGAGCAGCAGGAUCAGGAGCAGGAGCAGCAGGAGGAAGAACACAAGCAGGAGCAGGAGCAGGCGGAAAAACAGGAGCAGGAGCAGCAGGACCAGGAGCAGCAGCAGGAGGGGUCGGAAAUGCGCUUAAGAUCAAGCCACCAGUGGCGGGGAAACAGAGAGCGUUGUCACCUGCAGCAGCGGAUAGGAUCAGAGGAGUGGCUGAGACCACGAGAUUGAGCGAUGCCAAGAGAGUGAGUGAGGAGAAGAGAGUGGGUGAGGGGAGGAGAGGAGGUGAGGAGAGAAGUGGGCACGGUCCAGUUGCUGGUCCAAGCAGACCAAGAGCGACGGAAGCAGGUGGAGAAAUGGGAGCAGGACGAGCAGGAAGAGCAGGUGGGGAGAGAGGAGAAGCCGGGGAGCGGGGGGUAGGUGGGGCAAGUGGAGAGAGGGGGCUGCCACAAGGGGGAAGAGGAGGUGGGGAAAGAGGAGCAGCAGGGGAAAGGGGUGGAGUGGGCGCACAUGGAGAGAGGGGGUCGCCACAUGGAGGGGGGGAAAACAAUCCAGAAGAGGCAAGGAAAAGAAAGAUGAUAGAGGAAGGGGGUUUCCAUAGAGGAACGCAAAUACGGGUAAAGGAGGAGCCUAGGGAUCAUGGCGGGCCGGAGUUAGGAGUGGAGAGAAGGGAAAGCAGGGCAGGAGUAGAGAGAAGGGAAAGCAGGGCAGGAGUAGAGAGAAGGGAUUAUAGAGAGACAGGUAGAGGCAUAGAGAGGAGGGAGCAUGCGGGAACAGGGGUAAGGGGGGGUCAAGGAGUAGGAGUAGGAGGAGCAGGAGUAGAGAGACGGAGCAACACAGGGCCUUCAGCACUGGCACAAGGUAGCAGUAGAGGGCCCUCAGCACCAGCACAGAAUGACAGCAGAGGGAAGGCUGUGCUGGUGAAGCAGGAGGCAGAGGAAGAGAGGGGCGUUGCGGGGCAUAGCGCUGGAGGCAGAGGAGGUAUGGGAGCAGCAGCAGGGAGAGCAGCAGGGAGUGGAGCAGGGUUGUCGUUCCGCUGUGAUUCUGCUGUAGGCCCCUCUGGUCGUCUUGGACCCGUUGCUACUGGUCCUGCAUCUGCUUCUGCAGCAGCAGCUGCUGCUGCUGCUGCUGCUGCUGCUCCUGGUUCUGCGGCUGCUGCAGGGGCGGUGGAUGAGAGGGAGGAGGGAGAGGAGGUGGACAGCAGUGCCAGCAGUGGGGAGAGUGAGGAGGAUGUGGUGAUGUGGCACCAUCGGCCGGCCAAGAGACGUGCCAUCAUGGAUGAUGAUGACGAUGAGCUUGAGGACGGAGAAGUGUAGCUUCAGCACUAAGGGCUAUGGGUUGCAUGAGUGAAUGUCAAAGCUUGAGUUGUGUCAUUAGUGGCAGAAUGAGUUAAAGUGUUUUUUAUGGUGAAAGUUUGUUAUUCAAGUUCCUAUGCUUUGUCUUUUGAUUAGCUGAAGGAAUCAUAUCCUGCAGAAGCAGUGAACAGCGGAGUGGACUAAAAGAAUACCAGAACAAUCA
Messenger RNA from Closterium sp. NIES-67, 5232 nucleotides. Lineage: Eukaryota; Viridiplantae; Streptophyta; Zygnematophyceae; Desmidiales; Closteriaceae. The record is from the annotation of a GenBank genome assembly.